AAAAGUAAUAAAAACACAAUUUUUUUCCUUAAAAAACAAGAGAAACCUCUCUCACCCCCCUAAGAUUUUUUCUCUCGUUGCUCGUUCGAUCGAUCAAAACCCUAGGCUUAAACUCAGUCUUGCAUUGGCAUACAAAUUUUAAGCAAUUGGUCAAGACAAGCGUUUACUCUGCUACUACAUUGUCAUAUUAUUCUGAUUAUACAUUUACUGAGUUUCAUACUUCGAGACCUCUUUUGGGAACAGACUGUCUUUAUUGAGUUCCUAGCUUAGCAUACCUUUUUUAAAGCUUGGAGAAGAAGGCAUAGAGGGGCAUAGUUGUAUUCAAUCCUCGCUACCUGAGAAAAUAACACAAAGAUAACUUGAAAUCAGGUGUCCAAGCAUGUGGGUUCUUUUUUUGAAGCCAGCAAUUUGAUAGAACAUCCUCCUUGAAUGGCUUGGAAGGGAGUUUUAUGUUCACUGCUACUGCUUUCUUCUCUGGCUGAGUCAUCAAGCCGGUCAUGGAAAAGUUUCUCUCAGAAUCUGGACCUCCAGUCAUAUAUGUUACCCAGCUGGCCGAUUCUGAGUGCUGGCAUAUUUGUAAUGGUUUCAGUGGUGCUCUCCUUGUUCCUUAUUUUUGAGCAUCUUUCCAUUUACAAUCAACCCGAGGAACAAAAAUUCCUGAUUGGACUCAUCCUGAUGGUUCCUGUUUAUGCAGUGGAAUCGUUCUUAUCAUUAUUAAAUUCCGAGGUUGCUUUCGUCUGUGAAAUAAUGCGAGACUGCUACGAGGCAUUUGCGUUGUAUUGCUUCGAGAGAUAUUUGAUUGCCUGCUUAGGUGGUGAGGAGAACACUAUUAGGGUUAUGGAGAAGCAGGUUGAAAUUACUUCUAGCAUGCCACUAUUAGAACUUCCAUACGAAGAUGGCAUCGUGAGGCAUCCAUUUCCACUGAAUUGCUUGUUGAGGCACUGGUAUCUUGGUUCUGAUUUUUAUCAGGCUGUGAAAAUUGGCAUUGUUCAAUACAUGAUAGUGAAGACCAUAUGUGCUUUCUUAGCAAUUAUUUUGGAACUUUUUGGGGUUUAUGGAGAAGGGAGGUUUCAAUGGACAUGCGGGUAUCCAUACCUAGCUGUUGUCCUGAAUUUCAGUCAGACAUGGGCCUUGUAUUGCCUUAUACAGUUCUAUACUGUCACGAAGGAGAAGUUGGAUCCUAUAAAGCCCCUCGCUAAAUUUCUUACCUUUAAGUCAAUUGUCUUUUUAACAUGGUGGCAAGGUGUCAUUGUUGCAUUCCUUUUCUCAACGGGGUACUUUAAGGGCCAUUUGGCCCAAGAGUUGAAAACACGCAUCCAGGACUAUAUCAUAUGCUUAGAGAUGGGAGUCUCAGCUGUGGUUCACUUGUAUGUAUUCCCCGCUACACCUUAUCAACAUGGAGAAAGAUGCGUACCUAAUGUUGCUGUUAUGGAUGAUUAUGCAUCACUAGGAGCUGAUCCAGAUCCAGAAGAAGUUAGGGAAAGUGCAAGGUUGACAAGGAUGAACAUUUCCCAAUCUGAUGAUAGACAGAGACGUCUAAGCUUACCACAAAGUGUUCGUGAUGUGGUCCUUGGAAGCAGUGAAAUUAUGGCAGAUGAUGUCAGGUAUACUGUUUCUCAUGUGGUCGAACCAAUGGAACGAGGGAUUGCAAAGAUGAACAAAACAUUCCAUCAAAUAUCAGAAAACAUGAAGCAGCAUGAGAAGCGAAAAAUGAAAGCCAAGGAUGAUAGCUAUCUUAUUCCUAUGCAAUCAUGGUCUAAUGAGUUUUUAGAUGUAGAUCAUGGAGCAGAAGGAAGUUUUAGUGACGGUGGAUUGACACGGAAGAGAAACCAUUUAGUGACUAGGAAUGCUGAGUUCAGUCGGAGCAAAUGGUUCUAAAUGGGCUACUUACCGCUAGUUAAACUGACCGUACUGUAAACAGGCAUAUAGUUUCAGGCACUUGUGACUUUGGUUCAGAGAAGUAUGCUUCUGGAGGCAGCGUGUGUACCAAAUCACACGGUAAAGAAGGUAUAGAACUCCUCUGAUACAGUACUAACUUGAAUCACAUAGAACAAUGAUCACCACACCUGAAAUGUAAAUUCAAGAUUUUGUAUCUGGAUCACAGAUUUAAGUAAUUUCUUAGAUCAUAAUAGAUGUUACAUUGUUCGCUACUUUGAUUAUUUUCCUGGUGCAUUUCAGUUCAUUACUUUUCAGUUUUCCACAUGGUUAUACAAAAGUGUUAAUCAUAUUUGAGACA
Messenger RNA from Asparagus officinalis (garden asparagus), 2236 nucleotides. RefSeq names its product protein LAZ1 homolog 1. The coding region runs from base 430 to 1878 and encodes 482 amino acids. Gene Ontology annotation, molecular function: transporter activity. The transcript is spliced from 10 exons. Lineage: Eukaryota; Viridiplantae; Streptophyta; Magnoliopsida; Asparagales; Asparagaceae. Gene Ontology annotation, biological process: transport. The record is from RefSeq and is a predicted model, not a curated record.